UCACCUUGUUUCUCCACAUUCAACACAAAGACAGUGUCUAGUCCAAUUUUCCGCUCCCUAUCCAUUCUUCCAUUCAGAAAAUGAGUACCACCCCAACUAUCGGAUGGGCGCAGAGACUGGACAAACUUUACCUUAAUGUUGAGUUGCCUGAUCCUAAGGAUGUAGAUCUCAGGCUUGAACCUGAUGGAUUCAGCGUUUUUGCCACUAAAGAUGACGUCCAUUACGAAGCUGAAAUUGAAUUGUUUGAUAAUGUCGAUGUAGAGGGGAGCAAGUUCCACAUUGUUGAGACAGGUAUUGUCUAUGUUAUACAGAAGGCAGAGAAGAAGUGGUGGACCAGGUUGUAUAAGCAGCAGGGGAAGCCUCCUGCUUUUAUCAAAUUUGACAGGGAUAUUUUGGCUGCUUUCGAUGAUGAGGACGACGAGAAUGAUGAAGGUCGCACAGUGGAUUUCUCGAAGUUCAAGAUGGCUCGGGAUGAUCCUGAUGAGGAAGAGUUCAAGGAUGAAGACGACGAAGCAAAGCCUAGUACAUCAGCUGCUUAGGAGGCUAAGGCUUGAUUGUAUUGGAAGGCGACCGCGCCAAACUGGCUGAUUUCAGGCUUGUUAUUAUCCAUCAUUAUUAUUAUUACUAUGUUGAGAUGUUGUUAUGAUAUUUGAUUACUUCCAUCUUUAAUAGAAUAAAGCUGAAAUAUGCUGCUAUGCCUUUUUACAAGA
This is a messenger RNA of Hevea brasiliensis (rubber tree), 710 nucleotides long. RefSeq names its product co-chaperone protein p23-1-like. NCBI's taxonomy places the organism in Eukaryota, Viridiplantae, Streptophyta, Magnoliopsida, Malpighiales, Euphorbiaceae. Gene Ontology annotation, biological process: chaperone-mediated protein complex assembly; protein folding. Gene Ontology annotation, molecular function: protein-folding chaperone binding; Hsp90 protein binding. The transcript has a single exon. Gene Ontology annotation, cellular component: nucleus; cytosol. The record is from RefSeq and is a predicted model, not a curated record. Bases 81 to 539 code for a protein of 152 amino acids.